Messenger RNA from Psylliodes chrysocephalus, 849 nucleotides. NCBI's taxonomy places the organism in Eukaryota, Metazoa, Arthropoda, Insecta, Coleoptera, Chrysomelidae. The record is from the annotation of a GenBank genome assembly.
AUGAAACAAGAUAGUAAUGACAUCAAAAGUGAGAUAAAAAAUUGUAUAACGGCAAGCGAAACCAGAAUAUUGUGGAAUCUAGAAGGUUUAUCUAAAAGAAUAACAGAAGCGGAGGAAGCCAAUAAGAAUAUUAUAAGGAAAAUAGAAUAUAUAGAAAGAACAACGAAGAAAAACAAUAUUAUUAUUUAUGGAAUAGAGUGUGACGGUUUCGAUCUUGUUAGUAUUAUUAAUAAACUAAAGAUCCUCCUAAAAGUUGACUUGAACAUCGGUCAUAUUAAUAACUCAUACAAACUAGGGAAAUUUAACUCAAGUCCAAUUAAAAUCGAAUUCAUAUCAUACCUAAAAAAACUGGAAAUCCUUAAAAACUGUAAAAACCUAAAAGGCACAAAUAUACGUAUUACUAGCGAUCUAACGGAAUUACAAAGAGAAGAGAAUAAGGUACUUACAACACAUCUAAAAUUAGCACGCGCAAAUACGUCUGAUACAUCAUACAUCAAGGGUGACAAGCUAUAUGUUAAUAAUAUAGCUUACACAGCACAAUCAUUAACAAUUAAAGACGCUAGUACAGAGCCAGAAGGUAACAAACAUCAAAAUAGUGCACCUCAAACGCCCACUAUUACUAGAGAAGUAAAUACCAAGGAAGUAAGUACCAAGACAGUAAAUACUAAGGAAAUUCAGAAUCUUCAACGACCAAGUGGUUCUGGAGACAAGAAAACAGACAUUAAUGAGGAGAAGAGAACACAAAAAGAAGUAGUAACCAAUCAAACGCCAAAGAAUAAACCAGAAAAACACAAUAGGGAUCCUCAACCGAAUUUACGACCAAGAUUGGGAAGUAAAAAUAAUAAAUAG